Messenger RNA from Macadamia integrifolia, 970 nucleotides. RefSeq names its product chaperone protein ClpB3, mitochondrial-like. Gene Ontology annotation, cellular component: cytoplasm. The transcript has 3 exons. Lineage: Eukaryota; Viridiplantae; Streptophyta; Magnoliopsida; Proteales; Proteaceae. The record is from RefSeq and is a predicted model, not a curated record. Gene Ontology annotation, biological process: cellular response to heat. Gene Ontology annotation, molecular function: ATP hydrolysis activity. The coding region runs from base 176 to 955 and encodes 259 amino acids.
UAUUCUCUCACCUGCGUCUCUUCCUGAUACUUCUACAAGCUUCGUCUCACUUCCAGCGACUGAAAGUUCCACGCUUUCAUAGUUUCCCCUUCCCCAAGUUUCUCUUGUAUAGCUUCAAAAUCCUUAAUCCGUUUAUCCAAAUAGCAAAUUUCACAAACCUUCGAUUCCUUUGAACAUGGCGGGCAGAGCGCCUAGGCUUGUGAGGUCAGCCUAUGCUGCUAUGAACGCCAGAAACAGUGGUUGCUCCGCUCCUCAUCACAGUCGCCUCUUUGUGCCUCUCUCCGCUGAACUCUCUGGUGUGACAAUCGCUUCGAAUGGUAUCUCUUCGGUUGCUUAUUCACCGACGGGAGUCACAGACGGGGUCGCUAAGUCUGUCAAUUCCUUGAAUGGCGUCGAGAAGGGUCCCCUUCGUCUUUUUCACUCCUCUACUCCUUCGUACCAUGCUUCUGUGAGCUCCUCUCAGGUUAAUCAGUCAGAGUACACUGAGAUGGCAUGGGAGGGAAUUGUCGGGGCUGUUGAUGCAGCACGUCUUAGCAAGCAACAAGUGGUGGAAACUGAACAUUUAAUGAAAGCACUUCUAGAGCAAAAGGAUGGUUUGGCUCGUAGAAUAUUCACAAAAGCUGGCAUUGAUAAUUCUUCGGUCUUACAGGCUACAGAUGACUUUAUCCGACAGCAACCUAAGGUUGUAGGUGAUACCAGUGGGCCCAUAAUGGGUUCACAUCUUCAAUCUCUCUUGGACAAUGCGAGGAAACAUAAAAAGGAAUUGGGUGACGACUUCUUGUCAGUGGAACACCUAUUGUUAGCAUUUCUGAAUGAUAAAAGGUUUGGUCAGCAGUUAUUAAAGAACCUACAACUUGGUGAAAAGGAGUUGAAAGAUGCUGUCCAAGCUGUUCGUGGAAAUCAAAGAGUUACUGACCAGAGUAUAAAUCAUCCCUUUAAUAUGUUUGAUUCUUGAGCAGCUAUACUGUUA